GUUCGUUCGCAUCUCUUUUGCGCCCUAGCAAAACUUUGAAAACGUCGAACUCCAUCGGAACCCAGUUUGUAAUCAGCCACUUUUCACGCUUAAUCUCUAAGGUUAGUGAAUCUCAAUUUUCUCAAUUGUUGUUCUUUGCGCUGCUCUUCCUAGAAAUUCCACAAUAAAACGAAGAUAAAUCUAUGGUUGUAUUCCUCAAAUUCCGCAGCUUUUUCUGUACAAAAGAAUCCAAAAGAUUGCAAAGCCUAAACCCAUUUACCCCAUUGACUAGAUUUUGUCACUUUGAGUCGAAACCGGGCUUUAAUCCUUCGGACCCAUCAUUGUCGUUAGCACCGAAAAUUGCCCCAAAUAAUGUCGGAAUUUUCUGGGAUUUGGACAAUAAACCACCGAAAUCAUUCCCACCAUACGACGCCGCUGUCAAGCUGAAGGUUGCGGCGUCUUCUCUUGGGGUUGUUAGAUACACGGUGGCCUAUGCGAAUCACCACACAUUCAGGUAUGUCCCGCAAGUUGUUAGGGAGCAAAGGAAAGAGAGGAAGGUGUUGAACCAGUUGGAGAAUAGGGGUGUGAUUAAGGCGGUUGAGCCACAUCUUUGUCGAGUUUGUGGAAGGAAGUUUUACACGAAUGAGAAGCUUGUGAAUCAUUUUAAGCAAAUUCAUGAGCGAGAGCAGAUGAAGAGGGUGAAUCAGAUAGAGUCGGCGAGGGGGACGAGGAGAGUGAAGUUGGUGGGUAAGUAUUCCAUGAAGAUGCAGAAGUAUAAGAAUGCUGUGAGGGAUGUUUUGAACCCGAAGGUGGGGUAUGGUUUAGCUGAUGAGUUGAAGAGGGCAGGGUUUUUGGUUCGGUCCGUGUCGGAUAAGCCACAAGCGGUCGAUGUUGCGUUGAAGAAUCAUAUGGUGGAUAUGAUGGAUAGGAGGAGAGCUGAGUGUAUGGUUCUUGUGUCAGAUGAUUCGGAUUUCGUGGAUGUUUUGAAGGAGGCGAAGUUGAGAUGUCUCAAGACGGUUGUUGUGGGGGAUAUGAAUGAUGGGGCUUUGAAGAGGGUUGCAGAUGCCAGUUUUUCAUGGACGGAAAUUUUGAUGGGAAAGGCUAAGAAGGAAGCAGUAUCGGUUGUUGGGAAAUGGAGGGACCGUGAUGUUUUGAAGAGAUUGGAGUGGACAUACAACCCUGAGGUGGAGAAAGAGAUAUAUGAUUAUGAGGAUGAGGUUGUUGAGGAUAGUGAAGAUGAUUGUGAAGGAACUGUUAGCGGUGUAGUUGAUGAUAAUGUACAUGAGGAGGAUAGCAAUGUUUGGUGGCAGCUGGAUUCUGAUGGUGAUGUUAUUUCUUCACAAUCACUGAAGAGAUUGGAGUAGACAUACAAUCCAGAGGUUGAAGAUGAUGAUAAUGUACAUGAGGAGGAUAGCAAUGUUUGGUGGCAGCUAGAUUCUGAUGGUGAUGUUGUUUCUUCACAAUUACUGAAGAGGUUGAAGUGGACAUACAAUCCUGAGGUUGAAGAAAAACGUAUGACUUUGAAGAUGAGGUUGUUGCAGAGACUGAGGAUAGGGGUGUUGAAGACUGUAUGCCAAAAAGACAGCUGUGCUUGGUUCAAUCUAGAUUCUAAUCCUGAUUCGUUUUUUCAGUCAUGUAGAUGACUGUUGGUGGUUUUAUAUCUCGUAGAGUUUGCUAUGUGCCAGGAAUUAUACCAUUUGAAGCAAAUAAGAAAGCACAGCCUUUCCCAAUCAUACCAGAUUCCCCUUUGAACAGCCUGUACCAUACCAGUGGGAGCUGGAAUUAUAUGUUGAAAAAGCUUUAGUAACAUAUCUAACGGGACACCUUUGAAUUUGAGUUUUUUCAAGCAGUGACUUGUACAUUGAUAUUGCAUGUGGUACCACAGUUGUGGGCUUCGAGUUGUCUGUGUGUGCUACCAUGUGGAUACAGCCAGGGAUUAGGAUCUCCAACAAAUCCUUUGGAAUUGCGGAAUCUGAAAUUGAAGAUUCAGGCCGUCCGUUGCAUUGAAUGGCCUAUAAUAUGCAUUCAAAAUUUUGACUAUAUCAAGUGCUCCAAAAAGUAAAGCCGAGCGCUCCAUACAUUCAGUUUCUUCUGCAUGCCCCUCCUCUCCGUAUGGUUUCUUCCGCCAUAGUUGCCUCCAUGGACGUUCAUCCUUUGUGCCCUUGACACCCACACCCUCACCUGCUCAUCCUCGCCCUUGGAUGGUUCGGUCAUGACCCAUGGUGCCCGCUCCCACAAAGCUCAAAAAGGCGAAG
This is a messenger RNA of Corylus avellana, 2234 nucleotides long. NCBI's taxonomy places the organism in Eukaryota, Viridiplantae, Streptophyta, Magnoliopsida, Fagales, Betulaceae. The record is from RefSeq and is a predicted model, not a curated record.